Messenger RNA from Thyridium curvatum, 1032 nucleotides. RefSeq lists its product as uncharacterized. The coding region runs from base 1 to 1032 and encodes 343 amino acids. The transcript has 3 exons. Lineage: Eukaryota; Fungi; Ascomycota; Sordariomycetes; Thyridiales; Thyridiaceae. The record is from RefSeq and is a predicted model, not a curated record.
AUGGAGACGCCCACCGGCAUAGCAGCAGACCCUGCCCUAACGGCUCACGGAGUUGACCAGGCCAAGGAACUCGCUGUUCAUCUUGCAGCCAUCCAACCCCCCGUGGAGCAGGUCUACUCCAGCCCCUAUUACCGGUGCCUGCAGACCGUGGAGCCCUAUGUGAAGUGGAGGGUCUCUCAGGGUCAAAGGAAUGCCGCUGUUGAGACGGGGCCCAACGCAACUCCGGUCAAGAUUCGAGGCGAAGCUGGUAUCUCUGAGUGGUACGGUUCUGCCCCGUUUGAUCACCCUAUCCCUGCAGCCCUAGAGAGGUUGAAAGAGUUCUUUCCCAAUCUGGACGAGGCCUACAAGUCGGUAGUAGUGCCGGAGAGAAAGGGGGAGACCAUCAUGCAACUGCACAAUCGGAUCGCACUCGCCUUGCAUAAGUUGAUCGAGCAGUGCGACAGGGAUGGGGUCCGCACCAUCCUGCUCUGCUCUCACGCUGCGCCAAUCAUUGCGAUGGGAAGAGUCCUGACUGGGGUGAUGCCCCAUGAUGUCGAGGAGGAAGACUUCCAUGCCUACACCUGUGGGCUGACCACGUAUCGCCGAAGGAGAAAACUGCCCGCUGAGAAGCCGGAGAGCCAAGACGAGCAGCAGGCGAGAGGGGCGGCUGAUCCACCGGCAACUGAGCCGGGCGUCCGGGCGAUGGUGGUGGAAGGCGAGCAGAAGCGGCCGAUACCCGAUGAGGUCAUUCAGCCAGCAACAAGGGCGAAAUCGCAGCUUGCAGAUCCCUCUAGUGCGAAAGGGGAGAAAAUGCUACCGUGGAUGCAUGGUUUGGGAGUUGGAGGUGGUUGGGACUGUCUGAGUGACAGCGACUGCAGCUUCCUUAGCGCUGGAGAAGAGAGAGGCUGGCGCUUCAGUGGCGACGAAGCCUUUGUCGGUGCUCGCCCCGAUGGCCCAGAUCAAGUGGACGCCGGGAUAUCCCUUGGGGUCGUGGUUGAGGGAAGACAUCAAGCAGGCCAUCCCCACAAGGAAGCGGGAAGUUCGCGGCUAUAG